UUUAUUCAACUACGCCUCUUCCUCCGGUCGCAGCUCCGUCUGGCCCGCAGGACAGGAAGAGGCUGGUGGGGGGGAAAAGGAAAAGGCAUCGGGACGCCCUCCCUCCUGCCCUUCCUCCUCCUCCUCCUCCGUAGGCGGAUAACGGUGUCCAAGAAGUUACGGAGGAGCAGACAAUAGCGCCAGCACUGUACACACACGCCUCCAUUACAACUUCUUCAUGGUCGCAUCGUCCUGGCCGCCUGAGGAGAGACAUCAUGGAGGAUCUAGGAGUGCCUGAGACACUUAACUACCCUCUCAGUCCUCGUAUUGUUGUGUUUGAUGCCCUCCUUGCUGACUUGGAGAACACCGGCUCUCCUCUGGCACGGUGUCCCGUACUCCUCACCUCGGAUCCACCUUCAAACAGCGACAGUGUGAUCCAGAAUUCUGGGGAGUCCCGGCCACCGCCGCCAGCCUACACGCCCCAGCAGACAGUUUCUGCAGCCAUGAAGUCGACUCAGAAUCCCAAACCAGACAAAUUAUACAGCACAGUGUGUAAACCUCGAUCCCCUCGCACAGCGGACCCCCCUCCAACCUUCUCCUCUUCAUUGUUAGGCGGAGGUCUGAGUGAGCUGGAUCACCUGUUGCAGGAGCUGAAUGCCACCCAGUUCAAUAUUACAGAUGAGAUUCUGGCUCAGUUCCCUUCCUCCAAGAAAGACGACAGGGACAUGAUCAAAGACAAGGACAGACCCUCCUCAAACAACUCCUCCAAGCCUUCUGCGACCUCUGCCACUCUGGAGUUGGACAAACUGAUGGCUUCCCUGUCAGACUUCCGGGUGCAGAGCACACCAGCAUUGCCAGUGGCUCCCACGGCUCCUGCGGCUCCCGUGGCUCCAGCAGCUCCUGCGGCUCCUGCGGCUCCUGUGGCUCCGGUGCCACAGCAGCUGGUCAGUCCUCCACAACCAGCACCCGGCGGCUCCUUGGACAGCAUGUUGGGGCUUCUGCAGUCAGACCUGAGCCGACAAGGAGUUCAAACAUCCUCCAAGGGGAACUGCUCUGCCUGCCAGAAGCCAGUAGUCGGACAGGUGGUGACAGCUCUGGGGAAGGUCUGGCACCCAGAGCACUUUGUGUGCACGGAGUGUGAGACCGAAUUGGGCAGUCGCAACUUUUUCGAGAAGGAUGGUCGUCCAUACUGCGAGUCAGACUACUUUACUCUCUUCUCACCGCACUGUGCAAACUGCAACAAGCCCAUUCUGAACAAAAUGGUCACUGCCCUGGAGAAAAACUGGCACCCAGAGUGUUUCUGUUGUGUCAAGUGCAGCCGGACCUUUGGCGAUGAAGGUUUCCACGACCGCGAGGGCCAGCAGUACUGUCAGCAGUGCUUCCUGACUCUGUUCGCCUCCCGCUGCCAAGGCUGCAGUCAACCCAUCCUGGAAAACUACAUCUCUGCUCUCAACUCUCUCUGGCACCCUCAGUGUUUCGUUUGCAGGGAGUGCCACAGCCCCUUUGUCAACGGCAGCUUCUUUGAACACGAGGGGAAGCCGCUCUGCGAGGCCCACUACCACCAGUCCCGGGGCAGCAUGUGUCAGGCCUGCCAGCAGCCCAUCCUGGGGCGCUGCGUCACCGCCAUGGGGGCCAAAUUUCACCCGCAUCACCUUGUAUGUCACUUCUGCCUUAAACCUCUGAGCAAAGGUUGUUUCAAAGAACAAGAGAACAAACCCUACUGCCACCCUUGCUUCAUUAAACUUUUUGGUUAAGAUUCUGAAUGAAGAAAACUUUUUUGUUUUUUAUUUUGACUCUGGGAACGAGGGAGGAGCUGGUCUCUCUUGGCUUUUCCUGAUCAAAAUGAUGCAACCAAUGUCCGUAACGUUGAGCAUUUAUGCUGAAAUACCAAAGAGUUUACUGUGGAUGUAAAUCUGGAAUUGAUUCAAAUUGAAUGUUGGGGGGGAUUCUUUUUUGCCAAAGGUAAUGAGAAACAUUUUUGGGUGGCUUUUGUUGUUCUUGCGUGAGGAAAUCCCCUGUAAUAUAUUUGCUUUAAGUUGCUGAGCUUUAAGUUGUAACUGCUAUGGCACUUAUUUGUAGUUGGCUACAUGCUAUGUUAUGGUCAACAUGACAAGUGAAGAUGUUGGAUUUAUCAUGGAUUAUUUUUUCACUCAUGUACUCAUUGCACCAAAGAAAGGCGAAUAAAACAUGACACUUUGUUUA
Messenger RNA from Synchiropus splendidus (mandarinfish), 2181 nucleotides. RefSeq names its product transforming growth factor beta-1-induced transcript 1 protein-like. The record is from RefSeq and is a predicted model, not a curated record. Gene Ontology annotation, cellular component: adherens junction; stress fiber; filamentous actin. The transcript is spliced from 12 exons. Gene Ontology annotation, biological process: actin cytoskeleton organization; muscle structure development. The coding region runs from base 255 to 1733 and encodes 492 amino acids. Lineage: Eukaryota; Metazoa; Chordata; Actinopteri; Syngnathiformes; Callionymidae. Gene Ontology annotation, molecular function: muscle alpha-actinin binding; actin binding.